AUGAUAUUAAUAAUUAUAUUUAUUCCUGUAUGUGUUUCUGAUAUACCAUAUCUACUUCGUUCAUAUCCUAGUGAUUCCAUUGUUAUACAAACAUCCUUUACUGAUGGUCCAUGUGUAGAAUCAACUAAAACAUUAUCAUUUCUUCAAGGAACAGACAAUGCAUCGUUGUAUCACAGUGAAUGUUUUCAUAAUUCAGACGAUUCAAGUCUUAUAUGUAAAUUAGGUCUUGGAAAUGCUAGUUUAUUACUUAAUUUAGAUAAUUAUCCACUUGAUAAUAUUAAUUUACUUAUUCUAUUUGUUCAAGAAUUUUCCUCAGACAAACUCAUACCUCGUGUACUUGAUUUAUGUUUUAUAAAUCGUUUUGGUAAAUCAUUACGAGAAUUAGCUAUAUGUGGUUAUCAACCACCUCUUACUGGACUAUCAAAACAUAAGUAUUUACAUAUACUUGAUAUACCAGCUUUAGCUAUAGUUGCUUCAAAUAUACAAACAUUACUUAUAAGUGGUGUUAAUUUAUGGCAAAGUGUAGAAUUGCGUCAAUUUAGUUCGUUAAAACAUUUACUUAUAAUACAAGGUCGUACUAUACAAAUGAAAUAUUAUCAUUCUCCAUUUUGUGCUGAUUGUGAAGGUGCACAUCCAACAGAAGAAUUUUCAUUUCAUUAUCUUAUUCCCUUAUCAUCUCAAUUAACUUAUUUUCUUUAUGAUUCUCCUUUGGACUAUAAAUCAUGCAAAUAUGAUUUACUUAAAAAGAUUCGAUCAAGUUCAACAAUUUCAACAUUUAUCGUAGCUUCAAAUACAUUUUUUAAUAAUUUAAAUGAGCCAAUAUGUCAAACAUGUGCAAGUGGUUUAUGCCCUUUAUUAUCUAUAUGUCUUGAUGAUAAUAGUGUUGAAGAACGUCGAAAUAAAAAUCAACCAUUUGAAUGUUUAUGUGUUGAAGAAAUAAAAGUUGAAAAUGAAUUUCUAUUAUGUAAUUCAAUGUCAUUACAUCAACCAAUGUAUUCAACAAGAUGUAAUCAUACUCCAUCAUUUUGGAAAUAUGUAACGCGAUCAAUGAUUAUUGUAACAAUAUAUAUUUUAUGUUCAAUCAUUGUUUUUAUUUGUUCAACUAUUUUCCUUAUGAAAACAAAAUAA
Adineta steineri is the source of this 1128-nucleotide messenger RNA. The record is from the annotation of a GenBank genome assembly. NCBI's taxonomy places the organism in Eukaryota, Metazoa, Rotifera, Eurotatoria, Adinetida, Adinetidae.